Molecule: messenger RNA, 3088 nt
Organism: Meriones unguiculatus (Mongolian gerbil)
Lineage: Eukaryota; Metazoa; Chordata; Mammalia; Rodentia; Muridae
Gene: Hs3st2
Product: heparan sulfate-glucosamine 3-sulfotransferase 2
Exons: 3
Coding region: 1194-2357 (387 amino acids)
Molecular function (GO): [heparan sulfate]-glucosamine 3-sulfotransferase activity
Source: RefSeq, a predicted model, not a curated record
AGAGGGAUGAGGUGGUGUGCGAAUCCGGUGGAGGUUUGUGCUCCACGGGUGCGAGACAGAACGCGCCGCCUGGGUGUGAGUCAGAGCGCGGGUGCUAGGGGGCUCGGUAACUAGUCACGGAAUCUCACUCUCGCUUCAUUCCUCCACCCAUCCAUUUUACACCGUGCGCCCGGGGAACCAGGCGUGCGCGCACGCUGCACGGUGUGUGCGCUGUGUGUGUUGGUUUGGCGAGAUGGCUGGGGCUGGGGUGUGUCCUUGUUGUGUCCCUCUCCUCGGGUUAGGGGCAGUCUCCUCUCCACCUUCUGUGGGGUGUCGGGGUGUGUCUGGAUGAGAGUGAGCUUGCUCCUGUGCUAGUGCGCGCAUGGUGCUGGUGUGGGUGAGCAUAGUGGAACCAAGUGUCAGGCUUGGGGGCUUCCGUCAGCACCCGAGUCUCUGUCUGGGGUGGCUGUUGGCGUAAUCUCGACUCAGGUGUCCAGAGGCCAAAGUGAUGGGGGUGCCCAGUCUCCCGCAGGAGUACACGCUGUACCUGGCCACCCUCCCCUCACCUCCUCAAGCUGGCCCAGGCUCCGCAGAGAGCAUCCCGCACGAGGAGGACCUGGGGAGGUGUCUCACCUGAGAGGAAUAAGAGAGUGGGGGUGCAAGGGGCGGGCCAGGUCCCCGGGCGCGGCGCGGGCUCGGGGGACCCGCGCGGCUGACGUCAGGCGACUCCUUAAAUAGAGCCGGCAGCGCGCUCCGCUCGGCAUUUCCCGAGGAGCCGGAACGCGGCCGGCGCCAGCGCCACCGUCCGGUCCGCUCGUCCUCCCGCCGGCACAGCCGCGCGGCCGCAGAGAGUCCCCCCGAAAAGGCGCUCCGAGCAUCCGGGAUGGGGCUUCUUCGGGCGCUGGGCGCGCUCCGAAGCCGACGCGCGUGAGAGCCGAGGAGUGCCGCCGGGAGUCGCCCGGAGCCCCCCGUCGCCUGGCGCUGGGGACACGCUGGCGAUGCAGCCACCCGGUCCCAGAGACGCCACCGUCCCCGGGACCCCCGGGCACGGUGCCCGCCCAGGCCAGCAGCCCCCCGAGGAGACGGCGUCCCCUGCGCCCAGCCCGCACGGAGGGGACAGAGCCACGGGAGCCCUCUAGGCGAUCGCAGGGCCACGCAGCAGCUCCGCCCGCAGGUGCCACCCCAGAAACCAUGACCCCCGGCGGCGCGGGCCCAUGGAGCCAUGGCCUAUAGGGUCCUGGGCCGCGCUGGGCCACCUCAGCCGCGGAGAGCGCGCAGGCUGCUCUUCGCCUUCACGCUGUCCUUGUCCUGCACUUACCUGUGUUACAGCUUCCUGUGCUGCUGCGACGGCCUGGGCCAGAGCCGCCUGCUCGGCCCGCCGCGCUGCCUCCGAGGCCCCGGCGCGAGCGGCCAGAAACUUCUGGCGAAGUCCCGCCCGUGUGAUCCCCCGGGACCGACGCCCAGCGAGUCCAGCGCUCCCAGCGCGCCCGCCGCGGCCGCGCCGGCGCCACGCCUCUCGGGCUCCGGCUCCAACCACUCGGGCUCCCCGAAGCUGGGCACCAAACGGCUUCCCCAAGCCCUCAUUGUGGGCGUCAAGAAAGGGGGGACCCGGGCUGUGCUGGAGUUUAUCCGCGUGCACCCUGACGUGCGGGCCUUGGGCACCGAGCCCCACUUCUUCGACAGGAACUACGGCCGAGGGCUGGACUGGUACAGAGUAUCUAACAAACCAUUUAUUCAUAUGCCUACCACAAAGGACAAAGAGCCUGAUGCCGAGGACCUUGGAGACCCAGAUCACACUGGAGAAGACGCCCAGCUAUUUCGUGACCCAAGAAGCCCCUCGACGGAUCUUCAACAUGUCACGAGACACCAAGCUGAUCGUGGUGGUGCGGAACCCAGUGACCCGAGCCAUCUCUGACUACACGCAGACGCUUUCCAAGAAGCCGGACAUCCCCACCUUUGAGGGCCUGUCCUUCCGAAACCGCAGCUUGGGCCUGGUGGACGUGUCCUGGAAUGCCAUCCGCAUCGGCAUGUAUGCGCUGCACCUGGAGAGCUGGCUACGGUACUUCCCGCUGGCCCAGAUCCACUUCGUCAGCGGCGAGCGGCUCAUCACCGACCCGGCCGGCGAAAUGGGGCGCAUUCAGGACUUCCUGGGCAUAAAGAGAUUCAUCACAGACAAGCACUUCUACUUCAACAAGACCAAAGGAUUCCCUUGCUUGAAAAAACCGGAGUCGACUGUCCUGCCUCGAUGCCUGGGCAAAUCAAAAGGGAGAACUCAUGUACAGAUCGAUCCUGAAGUCAUAGACCAGCUCCGGGAAUUUUAUAGACCUUAUAAUAUUAAAUUUUAUGAAACCGUUGGCCAGGAUUUCCGGUGGGAGUGAGUCUCUGAGGUACAGGGGCUCUACUCUUGCGUCUUCCACAAGGUUUGCUCCCAGAGACCCUGAUCCUCACCUCCAGUCCCUCUUCCCAUCUUGAAUCCCAUGAUAGAUCAUCUUGGAACCAGGAAGCUAAAUAAAGACCAAGAGACUGGUGGUUCCCCGCUCUGUCCAGGAAAAUUCUACCUGCUUCUGGCAUACCCAUCCGGUUCUAGAAUCUGCUCCCAUCUGCCCAGGAGAGGUCUUGGGGAAUUGCUGUGGAAGGGUGGAUCUCCCAGUCCAAGCGGAGAUGUUUCUGUUGCUGUGAGAACAGCAAUCUGUCAGAUCUCGGAGCACCACUCAGUGGUGGGCUUCUUAAUUCCAAGUGGCAUGUCUCUUCUCCCUGAGCUUAAUUUCCCUCAGCAGCCCCACGUGGUGGGAUGUCAGAAGGCCCUCCACCCUCCUCAGGACGCAGCAGCUCAUCAACAGUGCGCAGAGCCAAAAGCAGCUCCCUGGCCGCUCCAGGAGACGGACUCUGCGAUGACGAAAUGAGCCUGCGACUUCAAAGCUGGUGGUCUCCACUGUGCUUGGAGGAUGCUGUCUUCAAAAGAGCCCUCUGUGACUCUUCCCUGCUCCCUGUGGACAAAAGCACAUAAUUCUGCUGUUACGGGUACUUUCUUCACACGAGCUUUCAUGUUCAGCAUGCACGGAACCAUGCUUGUCCAUGUGAAAUAAAUAUGGCUCUCUCGUGUCCUUAA